ACGGCGAGGCUGCGGGGAGCGCGAGAGGAACUGGAGGGCGGCCCCGGGCAAAAUCCGACCUCGGGCACCCGGUUCUGGUGCCCGAACUGAGGACGAUUGUGGACGUUUGCGCUGUGCCAGAGAAGAAGAAGGGAGAAAACAGAAAUUAAAAAUGAGAACGACUGGACACGAGUGUUUCGUGCACACAGCUCCAGUCAAUGGAACCGGGGUGGAACUCUGCCACCAAAGACAAACAAAAAUCCUGGAUGUCCGACAGCAGUUCUUGGCGUGGAGCACCUCACCAGGCUUUUUUGCUGGUGAAACGUUUCCUGGUGAAGCAGCUGUUUGUGCAGUGCUUGUCUGGAGCCCGCAGAUUUGGGCAGAGGCAGAAGCGACUGUCUUCCAGUUGCGUCUGCACGGCGGUGAUAGGGAACCGCUCGGCCAUCUGCACGUUCUUGGGUGUGGAACCUCCGCCGUGGUGCAGGCAGCUGGACUUGCUCUGGUGAUCUGGUGUAGAUUCUUUAGUGCAACAGCGGGAGGAUCUGGCACGUUCCACACAGGCGUUUUUUACUUUGUCGUGGUCUUUUGAACUCCCUGACAAAGGUUGUAGUUAUGGGAUGACACUGCUCUAUCAGGACUGUAUUUUACUGAGUGGGAUGCAGACCUUUGAAGCAAAAAGCACUUGCACUCUCUUAAGUGGCAUUAAAUGAUCAGAACAUGCGAUGAUUUGAAGAGUAUCAUUGACCUUCUCCCCACCAUUUUGCAGUACCUGUCAUGCCAGUUUGUAAUUUGAAGGCUAUUGCAUAUCAGCUGUAUUACUGUUGUGACUCCGGUGGAGCUGGUGGGAGUUCUGUGAAGAACGACUUUGACCCAAAAAACUCAAUGAUAAAAUUUUGUGUUUGUAACUUCUGGGAUGCUUGGAGGACCUUUGCCUUCUCUUGUCUGUGUUUUCCAUAGAUGUUUGGAUUAGUUCUGAAAAGAAAUGAAGCCAGUGCCUCUGGGGUUAAUAGUAGCUGUGCUAUUUCAGCUCCUACUCAUUACUUAAAAAUUUUGCUCCUUUUUAUGAUUUUUUUUUUGUAUGUGUUAUUAUAAGACGAUGGCAUUUGGUGGUUGGAUGUGGGCUGUGCAUUGAGCACUACUGCUUGGCAAAGAAGUGACACUGCUCAGAUAGUAACCCGGCAUGGAGGUUGUUCAGAGAAGGCAGGCUUACAAGCCAAGCUGCCAUCAAUUUGAUGCCCAGCCACUUUGCAGGCGUUGGUACAGAAAAACGUGAAUUGUUAGUCUUGUGGCUCAAAGCCUUUGAAUCACUUCCCGUCUUUGUUGUGAAGCGCUUUUGCUUAUCGUUGUGGAAUAUGGUAGAAUUGUAUCCCUCAUAACAGGUGAUGUGAUCCACUGGAAAGAUAAUAUUUCUAGAUGAGUUGCAACAUCUCUCAAUUUUAACUGCAGUUGAGUACCAGCAGAGUCAGAACUUGAAGAUAAUAAUGGCACCAUUUGGCCUGCUGAAGCCUUACUGCACGUGGAGACAUGCAAGUCAGAGAAAGCACCACUGAGCUUUUUGGAUAUGAGGUGGAGAGGAUUGUAGACAAAAGGAAGAACAAGAAGGGCAAGUGGGAAUAUCUCAUCAGAUGGAAAGGUUACGGAAGCAAUGAAGAUACUUGGGAACCUGAACAUCAUCUCCUACAUUGUGAGGAAUUUAUUGAUGAGUUCAAUGGACUACACGUUAGUAGAGAAAAGCGAUCGAGACAUGGAAAACAGACCAGUACUACAAAAUUUUUACGGGAAAGCCGAGGGUCAUCUCUUGAGAAAAUAUCACAUAGACCUUCUGAAUCUGGGAAGGCAAAAGGGUCAGCACACAAAAGGAAGAGAAUUAAUCCUUCUCUACAAAAACAGAAACGAGGAUACGCAGCAAAGCCAGCAUCUGCUAAUGACAGGGCUGCUAAAACUGUAACUUACCGAACUACUCCCAGCGGUUUACAGAUCAUGCCACUGAAAAAGCCACAGAAUGGUCUGCAGAAUGGAGAUGGCAGUCAUGAAAAGGAUUCUAGACAUUUUGGGAAUGGCUCACAACAGCAAAACAUGGAUAUAAAUGAUCAUGAAGGAGAGCAAAAUUUGCCCAGCGUGUUGGAAGUUAGUAAUGAAUCGCCUGUUGUGAACGGAAUUGGUUCUUCUCUGGCCAAUGGAAGCCUGAAUCUACACAGCACUGUGAAAAGGAAACUAGAUGGGGAGAAAGAUUAUGUCUUCGAUAAGAGACUGAGAUACAGCGUGCGUCAAAAUGAAAGUAACUGCCGCUUCAGGGACAUUGUGGUGCGGAAAGAAGAUGGUUUCACACAUAUUUUGCUGUCGAGUCAGACUUCAGAUAACAAUGCACUGACCCCAGAGAUCAUGAAGGAAGUUCGGAGAGCAUUGUGCAAUGCAUCAGCUGAUGACAGUAAACUCUUACUUCUCAGCGCAGUGGGAAGUGUAUUCUGUAGUGGCCUAGAUUACUCAUAUUUAAUUGGCAGGUUAUCCAAUGACAGAAGAAAGGAAAGCACUAGGAUUGCAGAAGCUAUAAGGGAUUUUGUAAAAGCUUUUAUUCAAUUUAAGAAGCCAAUUGUGGUUGCUAUCAACGGCCCUGCUCUUGGGUUAGGAGCUUCAAUUUUACCACUAUGUGAUAUCGUUUGGGCAAGUGAGAAGGCAUGGUUUCAGACACCAUAUGCAACAAUCCGACUCACUCCAGCUGGCUGCUCAUCAUACACAUUCCCACAAAUUCUGGGUGUUGCACUGGCAAACGAGAUGUUGUUCUGUGGGAGAAAGCUGACAGCACAAGAAGCCUGCAGCAGAGGACUGGUGUCACAAGUAUUUUGGCCAACAACAUUUAGCCAAGAAGUGAUGCUCCGAGUGAAGGAAAUGGCGUCCUGCAGUGCAGUGGUAUUGGAAGAGUCCAAAUGCCUCAUGCGGAGCUUCCUGAAAUCCGGACUUGAAGAUGUGAAUGAGAAAGAGUGUCAGAUGUUGAAACAGCUGUGGAGUUCUUCCAAAGGACUGGAUUCGUUAUUCAGCUACUUGCAAGACAAGAUUUACGAAGUCUGAUGUCUUGCCCUAACUUAAACAGUAAACGCUCCAGUUGUGAACAGAGUGCAACGUUACCUGUGUUUGAAAAGCAGAGGCAGUGCGUCAUUGAGGAGUUUGUGACAGUGUGUCCUACUGCAUAUGGUUGUGUCGAUUUCCUUGUGAGCUACACGCUGCUUGUAGCCGGUUUGAUUUCGUGUAAGCGAGAUGUAGGCAGGCUUCUUCAGUGCACAUAUUCUACAGAGGGCUGCAUCCUUCACGUGCUCAUCCAGACAGAAACAUACAUUCCAUGUGCUGAGAAGCACCACUGAGGCCCACUAAGGCACACCAUCUGUAAGGAUCUUUUUUGCCUGUCCUCCUUAACUUAUUCCUGCUGUUGCAACGCAUUGGACACAGAGGGCUCAAUCUAAGAACCGGGUCGGCGCAAUAUUUUGUAGACCCAAACACCGUACUUUUGAAAUGGUUUGAUUUUUUUUUUUUUUUUUGCUAAGUUCUAACAGUGUAAUGGAAAAAUCUGGUAAUUUAUAUGUAUAAUAUGUAAAGUUAGUUUUACCAAAACUACUAGGAUUUUUUUCUUUGUUGAAUUUAUUUAACUUAUUUAUUUUGUGUUCAUAUUCAGCUGUUUAUUGAUCACAGAUCUUAUUUUCAUACUUCCCUUGACUGAAUUAACGGCAUCACGUGGGAAUGCAAACACACUUUGAGCAGCAACAUGUGUAGAAAAACAAAGAAUAUACAGAAAACACACAGAAUGCUGUGGGCACAAAAAAAAACAGCCACGUACACGCUCCUGUACAUGUAAAAUCGUAUAAAAAUGUAUGAAACGCAUUCAUUCGCCACGGUUGAGGGAAAAAAAGUGGAUUCUGAACUAGUGAGAUUCCCCCUAAGUCCCUCUUCACUUCCUGCCUUCUGGAGGAGCACUGAAGGGCUUGCCAACAAGAAGCUUUAUUUAAGUUUACGACAGUCCUGUUAGCCGGAUGUGAGUGACAGGGUGAGCGGUGCCGUUCCGUGGCACCUUACUGUUCUUCAGGUUUAAACAUCCCUUUUUGGUCUGAAGUCUAGAAGCAAACCCUUACGAGCCUUAGUCUAGUUGCCUGAUUCCUCAGGUGUGAGAUAAUUUCUGCUCUGGAGGCCUUUGGGUGUGGGCCAACAGUUUAUACAAGGUGCUAGGCAUUGAGCUAAGCGGAGGGAGAAGUUUCGGGUUGCUUUUCCCGGCCCUCCACAUCUGGCCCCCCCACCAUCUGGCCCCCAGAAUGUACGGCUAUCCAUACAGAGCCCACACGUAACGACUGAAGUCCAACCUGCUAUUUCAGAAUGUGAUCCUAGUACUUUUCAGUGACACUGACUGACUUCUGAACACUGGAUCGAUCUCGUUUAUUUCUUGCUAGUAAGGCAAUUAAUAUGGAAAUGACUCAAGCAUGCUCUGUGACUCCAGCUGCCAUUUUAGCACGCCUAAACUACCGCCUCCUGAAGCAGAAGCUUUGCACAUUUUUUUGUUUUGCAGUUUGUGCACUUGCUCUCCAUCCUUGAGCUCAUGGCUUAAAUCUCUGCAAACAAGGCUGGGAGCUUGCCUCCCUACAGCCCUUCCACAAAGAGCUUCGACAAAGCCUUUGCAAAAUUAUCUAACAGGUGAUUACAAUAAACCUUCAACACAUUUUUAUAACAUUUCCUGUUCCACAGCUAAUUAGAAGCACUGUUUCUAUGGCCUAAUUGCACCACUGAAUUUUAAGGAAAUGAUCACCCUAAAGGCAGAUGUUCUCGUGGAAAUUCUUCAUUAAAAAGACGAGGCCUGGCUUAUAAUAAACCUGCUUUCAUCUUUCAAGAAAUGCUCUCAAAACCAACAACUCCUGCUGUGCAGUGUGUGCACGGAGUCACCCGCGCUGCACCAGAUGAGGGGUUACCAAGUGAGAACCACUCGCACACACAAGUGUUUGCACAAUCAGGCCUCCAGCAGAUGACCACAGAAUCGUAACAAAAUAACAAAACUUCUACAAGCAAUGAAAAUACCACGAUUCCUCAAUUUCCUUUGUUUCCUUUACUCCCGUCCAGAGAGCCAUAACUCCUCGUCACGUGUUAAUAAGAUAUUAGGAAGUUUAUUUCGACACUGUGCUUGGGUUUUGUAGAUAAGUAAAGAGAAACUGCUCAGCAAUGUGAAGGUGUGCUUUCUAUAUGAGAUUUUCAAACGAAGAAGAAUGAUAAGCUGUUAGACCUUUAAACUGCAUCAUUUCAUCUGAUUUUUCAAAUAUCCGUAGCUUACCUUUUUUAUGACAAAGGAAUAGUUGAAAUACAUUUUCUAUAAUUAUUUUUCCAUUAAAGCAAGUGCUAACCAUAGUUAACAUUUUUGAUUAUUCAUAUCUAUACAGCUACAGUCUAGUUUUCAUGAAAUCUAUUUUCCCUUCCAGAAAAGAGUAAUAAUAAUGUCUGAAGCCUCUUUUCCAGUAUUUAAAGAUCAGAAUCGAUUUGCUCUGUCCUUACGAGGUACCCAGACAUUUCGAUGUACUGUACAUAUUAGUCUGGGGACCUUCACUAAUAUUCACAGUAUUUAAGAUGAUAAAUGCAAUUUGUUGUUAAGUAUGUUAUUUUAUUCUCGUGUAAAUUGUUUUGUACAAUCUUUAAAAAUCUACAGUUUUGCAUUUGUAGAUAUUAAAGGUAAGCAAUUUAUUUUGUGUUGUCCUGCAUGUAUAUUUUUGCUGUAGAUAAGUGUUGCUCUGUUUACUAUUUCAGUACAUUUCUGUUUAAAUGAAUAAGCUUACAAACUUUAAUACAGUAUAUAUAUUUUCAGAAUAUAAACUUUUAUAUUUCUGUGGUAGGUUAGGGUAUGCGUUUUAGGCAAUCUUUUUCACUACUAUUAACUGUUCUUUUAAUCUAUAAUAUAAAAUGGUUUUGUGCCAAUAGUUUUUAAUUAGAAAAAAAAAAAGGCUCUUUUAAUGUUAGGGAUAAACAAACAAUUUUGUUUGGGGUUUGUUUUGUUUUAUUUUGUUAUUUUUUUAAUUAUUUUGCCAGCCUUUAAAGUUUUAAAUGUAAUUUAUAAAUGUAUUGCAUUUGUGAAUAAGCCUUACCAUUAGGUACAAGAAAUCUUUAAAGCUACAUAAUGGCUUAUGUAGUACUAAGGACUUCCCCAACUAAUUGCUGUAAGAAAGUUAGCAAAUCAGAGUACAGGGCCUUAAGUUUUUCUUGUGAAAAGGAUAAUACGGGUUGUUUCCUUCAAACAACAUACUUGGAGUUGUCAGCAUGGGCUUUGUUAUAUUUAAACUGUGCAUUUGUGCUCCCAACCACAGUAGUUUAAUCUCAGGCUUUGUGUGGCUGGGUCUAUAAAAGUCAAAUCUGGCUAAAGCCACCACUCUUUAGGAGACACUAAAGAAGUUUACAUAAGAGACUUAUAGACAAUCUUAAUCGUAGUACAUUUGGGUACUCGGUAUCCUAGAUGUGUUAUCUGUGUCCGCCCAAUUAACCAUAUGUUUUAAGCCAUAUUAAAUCUCUUUACUGCUACUUUAAAUACUACACUGAAAGUCAUUCACUAGCUUGCUUGCUCACAGACAGACAGGACUUCGAUUUUUAGGGAAAGAAAAUAUUAUGCCUUCCAUAAAAACAAAGGACCAAAGAACUGCAUUAUUCUAAUGAAGCGUUAGUUCCGCAGCCAGUGAACUCGCAUGACAUUUGUACCGAAGAUCAAAGAGUCUCUUUCUGCUACAAACACUGCAUUCUCACCUGUGUCAAACGUAAGGGGAAAAGACGUGUCCACUGAGGAUUGGGACAGGAGUGAUGUUCAGCUAGGAUGGCAUGUCUAUUGGUAAGGCUUAUUACCAAACCUCUGAGAUGAAGCAAAGAACCAAAAAUUCACAAAUUAUGUCAAUGUAAAUUUAUUUUCAGAACUUGCACAAGUAAUUAAUUGUAGAACUUCCCAAAUUAGACCCUUAAGUUAUUUUGUCAGAACGCCAUGGAACAGACUAAAACAGUUUCUAAUAUUUGUAAUGAUGAGUGCAUAUUAUAAUAUUAUAAGGGUACAGGCACCCCUAUAUCACAGUGUUGUAAAUAUUUUCUGAAACUGGUACAGUACUGAGGGACUUGUAUCUUCUGAUAUAUCAAAUAUUGACUGUCUAGAUCAAAUUGUACACAAUUUAUUUGUUGAUGGUCCUGUAACUAGUGUAUGGACACAUUUCUGGGUGCCUUAGAAGUUGUAUUUUUCAUGUGUGUUAAUAUGCAGUAUUUAUACAUUGUGAGAAGCUGCUUUGAAUAAAAACAUUGAAACUUCA
Molecule: messenger RNA, 7274 nt
Organism: Centrocercus urophasianus (Greater sage-grouse)
Lineage: Eukaryota; Metazoa; Chordata; Aves; Galliformes; Phasianidae
Gene: CDYL2
Product: chromodomain Y like 2
Exons: 8
Coding region: 1504-3045 (513 amino acids)
Cellular component (GO): nucleus
Molecular function (GO): transcription corepressor activity
Source: RefSeq, a predicted model, not a curated record